GGAUCAAACCCACAUCCUCAUGGAUACUAGUCAGGUUCGUUACCCCUGAGCCACAACGGGAAACCCUCGGCUUUCUUGAUGGCAAUGAUUUCUUUUCCACCAUUCAGAUCAGUGUUUUCAAACAGUAUUUACAACAGCUCAUUGGUAGUUUAUAAAGUCAAGUUUGUGAUGUGUGAGUAGCAUUGAAAGAAAUUGAAUAGAAAAUAUCAGAGAGCCACACAUGAAGAAAGGAGAAAUAUGGUUUUGAGAAACCUUUGUAUUCCCAGUAUAAUAUGUUUAUACUGUAUACGUAUAUUUAGAUUGUGACACACGCUUAUAUGACUGUAUAAAAAGUAUUACUGUCGGUUAUGGUCACAAUUUGUGAGGCACUGUUUUCGAUGACUAAACCUUUGGUUGACAGAUAGUGUCUGUGUGUGAUUUCUGUCUGCAUGAACCAUUACUGACAUAUCAAUACAGUGGUCAUGCCUGCCGAAAGAUAGCUUAUAUUCUCUGCUUCAUUACUGCUAUCAUUUAAAUAUUCAGAUAGUUGAGAAUUUCCCAUUAUAAGGCUCACGAGGGAAGAACUUGUAGCCCUCUCAUGCAAGGGGCACACUCUGAGAGGGACACUUUUAAAUUCUAAUCCAGGGCCAUUGGUACAAACUUUUUCUGUUUUAUGAACUUAAACUUCCCUCCGAGAUGACUUUCGUAGUGGCUUGUAGUGGAAUUCUGAUAUUUCCCCCUUUCUGUAUGUGUCUGAGUCCUCCCUCCUGGGUAGUAAGACUUCUCACUCGUCAGAGUGAUUGUGUGUGACCCUUCCAGUGUCAUCUUUUCACUCUGGGUGGCACGAAACCCAGCUGCCUUUGAAACUGAGUCCAAUCCUCCAUCUUCUUUGUGACUCAGACCUCUUCCUCCUCUGUGUGACACUGGACACUACUCUAUUUGCAUUUUAGCAAAGAGCCUCUGAGUUUAGAUCAUAGAGGGAAUGUGACAAUCCAUGUCAUCUCUGAAGAAGACAGACUAACUUGGAAGAGCCAGAGAGGGCUGGCUAAACUGUGCUCUACAGCAGAGACUAAAUUGGGCAGAGACAAGAGACAGGCACAGGGAAGCAGAAGGUAGAGGUGAUUCACAGAGAGAAAUUUCAAAUCAGCAAGAGAUUGUUCGUCCACAGAAAGAUCAAAGAUCAGGUCUGCCGAAUAAGCUGACAUGUCGGGAUUCACCGAGUGGGGCUUUCUCAUUCUGACUGUCACUGAGUUCAUUCUGGGAAUGCUGGGGAAUGGUUUCAUAGGGUUGGUCAGUGGCAGCAGCUGGUUCAAGAACAAGAGAAUCUCUUUGUCUGACUUCAUCCUCACUAACUUGGCCCUUUCCAGGAUUGUUCUGCUGUGCAUUCUCUUGGUUGAUGGUGUUUUAAUGGUGUUCUCUCCCAAACUACAUGAUGAGGGGAUAGUAAUGCAAAUUAUUGAUAUUUCCUGGACAUUUACAAACCAUCUGAGCAUUUGGCUUGCCACGUGUCUCAGUGUCUUCUACUGCCUGAAAGUCGCCAGUUUCUCCCAUCCUACAUUCCUCUGGCUCAAAUGGAGAGUUUCCAGGGUGGUUGUAUGGAUGCUGUUGAGUACCCUGCUCUUAUCAUGUGGCAGUGCCAUCUCUCUGAUCCGUGAAUUUAAGAUCUAUUUUGCUCUCAGUGGAAUCGGUGGAUCAGGCAACGUGACUGAGCUCGUUAGAAAGAAAAGAGAUGAGUAUAAACUGAUCCAUGUUCUUGGGACUCUGUGGAACCUCCCUCCCCUGAUGGUGUCUCUAGCCUCCUACUUUCUGCUCAUCCUCUCCCUGGGGAGGCACACGCGGCGGAUGCAGCAAAACUCUACCGGCUCCGGAGACCCAAGUCCUGAGGCCCACAGGAGGGCCAUCAAAAUCAUCCUCUCCUUCCUCUUUCUCUUCCUACUUUACUUUCUUUCCUUUUCAAUUCUGUCAUCCAGUUAUUUUCUGCCAGCAACUAAGACGAUUAUGAGGAUUGCAGAAGUGAUUACAAUGUUAUACCCUGCUGGCCACUCAUAUGUCCUCAUUCUGGGAAACAACAAGCUGAAGCAGAUGUUUGUGGAGAUGCUCUGGUGUGAGCCUGGUCAUCUGAAGCCUGGAUCCAAGGGGCCCUUUUCUCCAUAGAGCAGCACAGGGCACAGGAGAGAGCUUAGGGGUCCUUCAGUCUACCCAAGGUUGCAGGGCUCUUCCUGUGCACCAGUUCUGCAAUGUCAGUAGGAGAGACACUACUGCUUCAUCCUGUCCCACCCAGGGACCCUUCUCAUGGCCUCUCUCUGUAUGGUCCUUUUGGAGAGAGUGAAAUAGUCUUUGGAAAAUGUCAGUAUGGUAAAUAAAACAAGCACUGUACAAACAUGGGGUUGUAUUUUGAUAACUACGAACUCAGCAUAGUGAGCUGGUUGUUAGCUUUAAUUUAAAGUUUAUAGUGAUAGCGAUGCAGUGAACCAGAGGAAAAGAGCAAAAGCACCGCAGUCCCACAGACACAGGUUUACAUUCUGGUUCUGUCCCUCUCCCAAGACUCUUUGGCCUUGGGUGCAUUACUUUAAUAGCCUGUUUGCUCCUCUGUUCCCCCCAUUUAAAAGUGUAGAUUGUGAAAUCAACUUCAAGGGAUUUUAGAGAUUCCUGAGACAAUGUAUGCCAUCAUCUUAGCACAUCGUGUUGUUUUCAGUCGGUGAAGCCGUUAUGGUCCCUGACAGUGAACUGUGCAGCAACAGCAAGUCCCACAAGAUACCAGUUUCCUGUGUGAUGACAAAAGCGGUGGAAUGAAAAUCAAGACCCUUGAUUACAAGCUCCCAACCCAGUUAGGUGGUGAAGUCAUUUUACUUCAGUUUCCAUAGUCCUUUGCAUUUCUCUCUCAUUUUACUAAAUUUUAAGUAAUUUUUUUAGAUUGGGCAAAAAAGU
This is a messenger RNA of Sus scrofa (pig), 2907 nucleotides long. It is a transcript of the gene TAS2R3, whose product is annotated as taste 2 receptor member 3. The record is from RefSeq and is a predicted model, not a curated record. Gene Ontology annotation, cellular component: membrane. Lineage: Eukaryota; Metazoa; Chordata; Mammalia; Artiodactyla; Suidae. Gene Ontology annotation, molecular function: G protein-coupled receptor activity; bitter taste receptor activity. Gene Ontology annotation, biological process: G protein-coupled receptor signaling pathway; detection of chemical stimulus involved in sensory perception of bitter taste; sensory perception of taste.